UUUACGUUCGUCACAACCAGAAGGGCAGAACCCAGCAGUCGGAGUUGAGAGUUGGAUACCGUUGAGCGCAUCACCCGUUUUGUCAUUCGCUGUAAACACCGGCAGACAUUUUUCAUUUUUUUGUAUCAACCCCCGAGGAAUAAAAAGAAUGAAUCCUAAGGAAGAACAAGAUCAAGGUGAAGCUUCGGAGGAGGACGUGACCGAGCUGGUUUGUCAGGAGGACGACCUCCGAGAUGGCCAGAUGAAAGUGGUCUCCGUGGCCGAGCAGAAAGUUCUGCUCGUCCGCACGGAGGGUCAGUACAGCGCGGUCGGAAGUCUCUGCUCUCAUUACAAUGCUCCGCUGGUGAAAGGAGCGCUGGUCGGCAAUCGAGUGAGGUGUCCCUUCCACGGCGCUUGUUUCAACAUUAAAACCGGAGAUAUUGAGGAGUAUCCAGGCCUGGACUCGCUGCCUUGCCACAGGGUGAACGUUGUGGAUGGAAAGGUGUUCGUUUCCAUCAAGAAGAAGACUCUGAAGCAGACCAGACGGGUAAAGGAAAUGUGUAGUGUUUUGCCCAACAUCGCGCAUACCGUCCUGCUCAUAGGAGGAGGCCCCGCCGCUUUGGUGUGUGCCGAGACGCUGCGUCAGAACUGCUACCGGGGCCGGAUCGUCAUGGUGACCAAAGACACGCUGCCCCCUUUUGACAAGCCCAAACUGAGUAAGGCUAUGAAUGUUGACAGAAACGGCAUCGUCCUCCGCUCUCCCGAAUUUUUCCAACAAUACGGCAUUGAAGUACGGACGGAGAAAGAGGCGGCGAGCGUAAACACGCAAGAUAAAGCCGUGACGAUGAAGGACGGCGGAGUGCAACGUUACGACCGGCUUCUUAUCUCCACGGGCUGCAGGGCGAAGCCGCUGAGUUGCCCCGGGAGUGACCUGACGGGGGUGAAGUUACUGCAGAGCUACGAAGAUGCCAAAGACAUCGACGCGUCCUGCCUGGGCCGCAAGGCCGUUGUCGUUGGAACCUCCUUCAUAGGUAUGGAAGUGGCCUCCUAUCUAGUCACAAAGGCUUGCAGUGUUUCCAUAGUUGGAACCAGCAAAUACCCGUAUGAACGCUCCCUGGGGCCCGAGAUUGGCAAAAUGACCAUGCGAAUGUUGGAAGAGCAGAACGUGAAGUUCUACAUGAAUGACGGCGUCGCCGAGAUCAGAGGAGAAAACGGCUCGGUGAGGGAGGUCUUGCUGAAGAGUGGCAAAAUUCUGGAGGCUGACGUGCUGAUUGCAGGAAUAGGUGUGAUCCCCAAUUCUGACUUCCUAGCAGGGAGUGAAGUUGAAGUAGAUUCCAAAAAAGCAGUCGUCGUUGACAAGUUCAUGAGGACCAAUGUCGGGGACGUUUUCAGCGCCGGAGACGUCACCUCCUUCCCGUUGACCAUUCGAGGUGACCAACGGGUCAGUGUGGGUCACUGGCAAAUGUCACAAGCUCAGGGAAGAGUCGCUGCCCUCAAUAUGCUGAAUAUACCGACCAAAAUCGAAUCUGUUCCUUUCUUCUGGACGGCGUUGCUCGGAAAGAGUAUCAGAUACGCAGGGUAUGGGGAGGGCUACACAGAAGUUGUAUUCAAAGGAAAAGUGGAGGACAGGAAGUUCCUGGCGUUUUACAUUAAAGACGACACGGUGGUGGCGGCGGCCAGCCUCAUGUUUGAUCCCGCCGUAGCUCAGCUGGCGGAACUGAUGGCGGCGGGCCGGCGCGUUACAAAAGCGCAGACUCAAGCCGAAGACCUGAGCUGGCUCCAGAUGUAAAACGUCGGACUUGCAACUCAGCGGCGAAGGACACAAGCCGCCUUCUGUUUGGUCCCAUCCGCCUCGCCAACGCCGCCUCGGGCAUUCUGAAGGCUUGUCGUCGUCUACCCUGUCCUUACUUGACUUUACAAAUUGUUCGCAUGACACCUGCGACGUCAAAAUGGAUCGACACGUUGAGUAUUUUGGUCCUCGUCAAUCUCCUUCAUCCAUCAGACGGAAUGAUAUUCACAGCCACUUCGUUCACAUCACGUAAGCUCCAAAGCGCUUCGAGAAGAUGCAGCGGUUCCGUUGUGCUCGCUGCAAAAAGAUCGCAUGCAAAACGUAAAAAAUGCAAGAAACCUCGUUGAAGCAGAACAACCUUGUUUACAUUUGUUGUAGCUCAGCGUAAAUUGCCAAUUGUUUUACUUAUUUAUUUGAACAUAAAAUGUCGCUAAUACUCAGGUGGAAAAACACUCAAUAGAAAAUGUGCGCUCUCAGAUGAUGCAUGACGGAUACUCUUUAGUUCUUCAUUUCUGUUUUUUUUUGUGCACUCCACCGUCAUCGUCAUGUUUCUGUGUUUUCAUAUGCAUCUUUAUAUUUAAAUUCAAAUAAAAUGUUCCACUGUUUUGUAGUUCCAUCAGGUCAUAAAUAAUCAGUUAUUAGCAAUGUAUGGUUUAAUUUAAAUCUUUCCUAUGGUACACAAUUUAUAAAUAUGUAUGGAAAGAUUGUCUAUACCAUAAAUAAUCUUCCCAAAAUGGAUUAACAAACCAAUAGCUGUUUUUGUUUUCUAUUUAGUUACAUGUGCAUUGUUUCUUUACAUUUACUGUCCUUAAUCAUGGUGUGAGCAUUAAAAAAAACUGCUUUUA
Syngnathoides biaculeatus (alligator pipefish) is the source of this 2613-nucleotide messenger RNA. It is a transcript of the gene aifm4, whose product is annotated as apoptosis inducing factor mitochondria associated 4. Gene Ontology annotation, molecular function: 2 iron, 2 sulfur cluster binding; oxidoreductase activity, acting on NAD(P)H; flavin adenine dinucleotide binding. Gene Ontology annotation, cellular component: cytoplasm. The record is from RefSeq and is a predicted model, not a curated record. The transcript has 19 exons. The coding region runs from base 149 to 1768 and encodes 539 amino acids. Lineage: Eukaryota; Metazoa; Chordata; Actinopteri; Syngnathiformes; Syngnathidae.